Molecule: messenger RNA, 960 nt
Organism: Lottia gigantea (owl limpet)
Lineage: Eukaryota; Metazoa; Mollusca; Gastropoda; Lottiidae
Exons: 2
Coding region: 60-329 (89 amino acids)
Biological process (GO): microtubule-based process
Cellular component (GO): dynein complex
Molecular function (GO): dynein light intermediate chain binding; dynein intermediate chain binding
Source: RefSeq, a predicted model, not a curated record
AUUUCAACUACAUGUGGACAUAGGAAGGAUUUUUCUGAUCACACAUCAACGGAACCACAAUGUCUAACACAAAGGCUGUUAUUAAAAAUGCUGAUAUGGCAGAAGAUAUGCAACAGGACGCUAUCGAUGUGACGUCACAAGCUUUAGAGAAAUUCAACGUAGAAAAAGAUAUCGCAGCCUUCGUAAAGAAAGAAUUCGACAAAAAAUACAACCCAACAUGGCACUGUAUCGUAGGACGAAAUUUUGGAUCGUACGUCACCCAUGAAACGAAAAACUUCAUCUACUUUUAUUCGGGUCAAGUUGCAGUGUUAUUGUUCAAAUCUGGUUAAUUUUCAUUGUGUAACUCGUGUGUUUCGUAAAAUUCGAACAACGAAAUGAACUCAGCAAAUUAUUUAUACACAUUUAAGUUAUUAAUGUUGAUCUAAAUUUUGUUUGAUCUCUCUACACUAUUGCUAUAUUGAGCACCAUUUUAACAGUAAAAAUAUUUUGUGGAUACGAAAUUGAUGUGAUUAAGUCAAUAUACAAACUUCAUGUACCAGAUUAUUGUUACUGGGGCACUGGUGAUACCUGGGUAUUGUUACUGGGCCAUUAGUAUUUACCUUCCAGUUGUGGUAUCUGCCUAUUUAUAUAAACUGUGUCAUUGGUAGUAUCAUGGUAAAUGUUUCUGAGCCACUGCCGUUGGUUAUAACAGGUUAUUAAUUGUGCCGCUGGUUAUAACAGGAUAUUGUUACUGGAUCAGUUGCAGUGUUAUUGUUCAAAUUUGGUUAGUUUCAUUGUGUAUUACGAAAGUCAAAAUGACCAGCAGCUGGAACUCUUGAAGGAAUUUGACAUCAAUUUACACAUGUUAGCUUUUAAAUGUUAUUUUAAUUUGUUGUGUAAAGUUUUAUGUAUAUUGUGAUAUAAUUGUAUUUAUUAGUAUUACACUUUAUCAUUUUCAUUAAUAAAAUAUUGUAAAUCUAC